Messenger RNA from Ipomoea triloba (trilobed morning glory), 1445 nucleotides. Its product is annotated as glutaredoxin domain-containing cysteine-rich protein CG12206. The record is from RefSeq and is a predicted model, not a curated record. NCBI's taxonomy places the organism in Eukaryota, Viridiplantae, Streptophyta, Magnoliopsida, Solanales, Convolvulaceae. The transcript has a single exon. Bases 136 to 1239 code for a protein of 367 amino acids.
AUCUUGCCAAAUUCUCCCCGCCCAAAUAAUACCAAAUUAUUCUAACCAAAAACGACAUAUCUACUCUAUCCUUCCUCUCGUAGUAUAUGUUUAACAAGCCUCGUCGGAAAAUCAAGAAAAGGCCAGAAAUUAAAGAUGGGGUGCGCUUCUUCCAAGAGAAUCAAGGCCACCGUCGACGUCUACCGUCCGCCGCCGUCCAGUUUCGCCGUGUUCGACGUCAACGACGUGGAGGAGCCGUGGCUGAUGAAUGCCAAGCCCGCCGGCGACAUGGAAGACGACGAUGAGAAAAAACAAGAGGAGAAGAUAAAAGAGGUGGCCCACGUCCCCCCGCCGUUGCUUGAGAAGCUCAACUCCAUUGAAGAAGCUCCUCGUUCUUGGGAUGAGGUCAGCAAGGCCUUAGAAGACCUCAAACCCACGUUAAAUACUACUAUGCUUCCGCCGGCGACUCAGACUCCGCCGCCGCCAGCGGCGGCGGAAAAAAAUCACCCCCCGCCGAAGCCCAAGAAGAGCUCUUCGUUUCAUACCGUGGAAGAAUUGGACGCUAAACUUACUCCAAAACCGCCGGGGAUUAAGAAAACCGAGUCCAUGAAGGUGGAAUUAAAGAAAUUCCAAUCUCCGGCGACCGAGUCACAGCCCGAGUCAACUCGGACCGGCGGAUUCAAGUCACUAAAGGACAACAUAUUCCUCGUACGCGACAGAAUGGAGCGUGAAAAAGACGGAAAACCCACCGCCCCUUUCGUCAAGCGGGACCCACUCAGCGAUUUCCCGGAGAAACCCCCGCCGGGCGGGGAAACCACGGCGGUGCUCUACACGACCUCCUUAGGCGGCGUCCGCCGCACCUUCGAGGACUGCAACAACCUAAGGUCCAUCCUCGAGUCCCACCGCGUGGUGUUCGACGAGCGUGACGUGGCGUUGCACGGCGAGUUCCGCGGCGAGCUGAGGGAACUCCUCGGCGAGGCGUUCGGCGGCGUGCCGCGGCUGUUCGUGAAGGGGCGGUACAUCGGCGGGGCGGAGGAGGUGGUGAGUCUCAACGACGCGGGUCGACUCGGGAGGAUACUGAGUUGGGCACGAGUUGAGAGGCGCGUGGGGAAUCAGCAGGGGUGUGAAGGGUGUGGGGGAGCAAGGUUUGUGCCGUGUUUGGAUUGUGGAGGAAGUUGUAAGAUUGUGAAUGGGGACAAGAAGGAAAGGUGUGGGGAGUGUAAUGAGAAUGGAUUGGUUCUAUGUCCUAUUUGCCAUUGAUAAGGUAGCUAUUUUGAGCUUAUCUUAGCUUUUAUUAAGCAUAAAUAAUACCAAUGUAAAUCAAGAAAUAUAUAUGUUUUGUGGGUAUUUUAAAGUGCUAUAGUGCUUCUCUUGUGUAGCAAUUAUUAGUGUAAAAAUUUUAUUUGCUCAUAAUUUUGUGUCAAACAAGAUGAUAUUCAAUCUAAAUCUUGACGUGUUUAAUGCAA